GCCGGCAAAGACCUGUUCGACGCCCAGACGUUUGGCAAACAAGACCCGUUCUGCAAGGUCACCAUCGGCGACAAGACGUUCCAGACAAGGGUGCACGACAACGGCGGCCGCAACCCCAAGUGGGACGAAGCGUUCGUGUUCAGACUCACGGACCCGCACUUGGACCAGCUGACCAUCCACAUCGAAGACUCCAAUACAGUGAGCAACUCGAGCAUCGGGACGUGCCAGCUCCCCGUGAGCAUUUGGUCGGGAGGUCGGUCGGUGGAGCAAUGGUACCCCGUGAACCACGGCGGCAAGCAGCGAGGCGAGAUUCUGCUGGCGGUGCAAUUGGUGGAAGUGUCGGCGACGGGUGGUGCGGCGGUGCCGCUAGCGCUCGCGUCUGGCAAGGGCAAGGCGUUCGAGCUCAGCAUCCGCGUGAAGGCCGGCAAAGACCUGUUCGACGCCCAGACGUUUGGCAAACAAGACCCGUUCUGCAAGGUCACCAUCGGCGACAAGACGUUCCAGACAAGGGUGCACGACAACGGCGGCCGCAACCCCAAGUGGGACGAAGCGUUCGUGUUCAGACUCACGGACCCGCACUUGGACCAGCUGACCAUCCACAUCGAAGACUCCAAUACAGUGAGCAACUCGAGCAUCGGGACGUGCCAGCUCCCCGUGAGCAUUUGGUCGGGAGGUCGGUCGGUGGAGCAAUGGUACCCCGUGAACCACGGCGGCAAGCAGCGAGGCGAGAUUCUGCUGGCGGUGCAAUUGGUGGAAGUGUCGGCGACGGGUGGUGCGGCGGUGCCGCUAGCGCUCGCGUCUGGCAAGGGCAAGGCGUUCGAGCUCAGCAUCCGCGUGAAGGCCGGCAAAGACCUGUUCGACGCCCAGACGUUUGGCAAACAAGACCCGUUCUGCAAGGUCACCAUCGGCGACAAGACGUUCCAGACAAGGGUGCACGACAACGGCGGCCGCAACCCCAAGUGGGACGAAGCGUUCGUGUUCAGACUCACGGACCCGCACUUGGACCAGCUGACCAUCCACAUCGAAGACUCCAAUACAGUGAGCAACUCGAGCAUCGGGACGUGCCAGCUCCCCGUGAGCAUUUGGUCGGGAGGUCGGUCGGUGGAGCAAUGGUACCCCGUGAACCACGGCGGCAAGCAGCGAGGCGAGAUUCUGCUGGCGGUGCAAUUGAUGGAAGGUUUGAAAGUUAUGGCUAAAAACGUUGAUGGAAGUCCAACAGAUUGCUUCGACAAGUUGCACCGAGGAUGUGUUGACAAGAACUUGAGAACUGCUCAACGUUGUGGAAUUGACAUGGACGUUGUGUUUGAACGGGCGGAUAAAGACAAAGAUGGCAUGUUGUCUGGAGCAGAGUUUCUGGGUGCGUUGGAAUCGUUUGAGUGCUUUACAGCAAGUGAAAAGGAACAAAUUCGGCAAUCUCUGACGAAGCGGGACAAAUCCAUAUCCCUCGGUGAUUUGCGGGGGUUGUACGAAUCGGCUAUCGAAUCGGAGUGGAAGAAUAUAUUCCACCAUCCAGUCGAGGGUAAUUCCAAGGCCAAAGCACAAGUGAUUGCCAAAGUUGAAAAUUCUACCAAGCCGAGAGUUAUCAAAACUUCACAAAAGACAAAGACUACAAAAGUGCCUGCAACAACAGCCCCCAAAGAUGUCGUGUGCAUGAUGACCGAAGAGCAACUUGACCGACUAAUCGAUGCAAUUCCCCAGUUCAAAGGUCCCAGCAAAUCAAAUAAGGCCGAAGUGGUCAAAGUCGCAGCUACGCAAGCAGAACCACGAAAGCCUGUCGCACUGUAUAAACCUUCAAAGGUCAAGGACCUCGUAACGGAGGCACCACCGAAAUCGAAGACGACGUUCAUUCGAGAAGCAAUUCCACUGGCCCUUCAGGCCAUGACUGAAACGAUGCAAAUGUCGUUGCAACGGGGCGGAGAUGAAAAUCAUAGCGGUAUCUGGCUCACGUCAGAAGAACUCGACGGCGUAGUCGAUGCAUUCCUGGCUACGACAUCCACGUUCGAGUCCGCUGCAGCAUCCUUAGUUGCCGUUCCCCCGCUGGACGCGUGUGAGCAGCUCUUGACGACUCUAGCAACAUGUCAUUUAUGCUUGACCGACGGAUCGGAAUUCUGGUGUUGCAAUUGUUCUACGGCGCUGUGCGCGCAAUGCCUUCACGACGUUUGCUGCAAGCAGCUGCACCAUCAUGUCGAAGUGUACGUUCCAGUGUCGAAUCUCUCUACUCCAGCUGUCACCAGCAAUGCGAUGCGUCCACGAGGCGAUAAGCCACGCAAGCUAGCCGAGAAACAAUUGGAGCUGGCCUUUGUGCCGCUGGCGGCGGGGCCAGCACUUCAGGCUCAAUUGACGACAACGCAUUUGGCUGGCUGUGACUCCAAGACGCUAAAGCAGUUUUGCAUGCUCUUGCUCAAGCAAAUCGAAAUGCAGCCCAUGUGCAAAGUCAUCCUUGGAUUUCUGGAUCGAACGUGCAUCACGCAAUGGAGCCCCGACGACCUUCGUUGUUUUCUGGAUGUGAUUCAUGUCCCUUCGGCGGUGCUCGCCGAACAGAAUGUGACGGGCGAUCACUUUCUUCGGCUGUCUGUGCCUGCACUCCACGACACCUACGGCAUUGUGGGCAGCUUUCCAUUGCAUCGGUGUCUAUUUUACCGGUCCUUGCUGUCGUUUGUGGAUCAGUGGAUACGGUCUCACCCACCGGUGAAACCAGUACAGCGUGUUGCAGCCACUGCUGUCGUCGUUGCGCCAGUCAAACCAAAGCCAAAGAAAAAACUGAAACCCACGGCGUUUGUUUGGGGCCCUCCUCCAGACGACGUCGUCCCAAUCAACCAAACAUCUCGUCUCACCACUUCUUCCCGCGUGAAACUCAAUCACACGGCAACGAAUACGAACAAUCCGGCAAGGGCUUCCGAUCAAAAUCUACUUGGACGACAUUCCAACGAGCCGAUCAACCCCCCACGCCCCUCAAAACCACCCGCUCAAACCAAACCACCGACUGUUGUGUUGCCAUCCGCCCUUUCACCGGUGAAAAAACUUCAUUCCAGCGUGGAUGAAGAUCUUGUGCACCUGAUGCAAUAUGAAAUGAACGACGUGCGAACAAUCAACGCAGCGACACCCGCGACCUCUGCUGUUUCUUCGUUGGCGCCUCGCAAACCAGUCCCGUCCCAACAGUCGAUGCUUCACCUCCAACAGACCAUGACAGACCUUGUGCAACGCUUGGAAGUAGCCCAGUCAUUACCGACGUCAGACGAUUCCGUCUUGACUCGAAUCGAUGUUGCCAACACUCUCGUGCAACGUCUGCUUCACAUGGCACCGCAAGAACUAGAGUCGAAACACCUCGUGGAGUCCCUUGACGCCCUUGUCCGAGAGAUAGAAGGCAAAUUGCAGCGACUACCGCGACACACUACAUCCCGCAACCGCAAAGCAAGUGCCAUGGCCCCUGUCCAGCUCCGAGAGACGAAAUACAUGAACAAGUGGACAUUUCAAAUGCCCGAGCCAGCUGCCCCACCAGUCUCCACGGCUACAGCCCCAGGGCCGUCCGACUACGAUACCGAUAGUCAUCGGGCAUUUCCAAUGCAUCAGCCCACCAAACAACCCCACGUGUCCCAGAAACCUAUGUCCGAUGCCACGCGGGUCCAAACGAUGUUGUCAGACCUUGGAUUUGAUAUGACAAAUACUACAACGACCCCUAGUACCAGGACCAACAAGUCCACCCGAAAGGCCACCGUUACUACAGCCUCACACGAACAAACUUCCUUGGACGAGUCGCCACCCCCGUUUGAUAUCGACGAAUUCGUUGCCGACGAGACUGGCGGUCCAGCCAACGUGCAGCGACAUGAUCAUGCUGCGUCACGGUUGUACUCGACGUCGUUCCUAGACGACCCUGUAGCCCCACAGAAUAUCGGCCACUCCACAUGGCAACGUUUACGACGAAAACAAGCUGCUCCCAUGGAGUCGGUCCAUGUAAGCGACGCCAUGGCCGAAAUGUACGACGGCGCUAAGGUGGUGGUACCCUCCAUGGUCAAAGUGAAGCCACCCAAAUCAGUCAAGGCCGUCAAGACGAAGACUACACCUCGGGCUAAGACGGUGCGAGUUGCCGACGACGUGCCGCAGGAAAUGCAGUGA
Molecule: messenger RNA, 4113 nt
Organism: Aphanomyces astaci
Lineage: Eukaryota; Oomycota; Saprolegniomycetes; Saprolegniales; Verrucalvaceae
Exons: 12
Molecular function (GO): calcium ion binding
Source: RefSeq, a predicted model, not a curated record